AUGCCUAGCGUCACCACCAUCGAUGGCUAUACCUUUGACAAUUGGGGCCCUGUGACUACCACUUUCACGCCCCCUGCGACCUGUGCAACCUCAACUACUAAUAUCAGAAUUGGACCGACUCAAAACGGCUCUGCUCCUUACUUUCUAUAUGCCCAGCAGUGUUCUACUAUCGGAUACUGGGACUGUAUGCCAACUGGAAUAGAAUCCAAGGCUGUCAUCACGGCUUCCACCUUUCAUUCAAACCCCACAGAUGCAUUCCGGCCCAUGUAUUUCUCUCCAGGCUUAUAUUGCCCUUCUGGAUGGGCAACCGUGGGCCUUGCUGCACGCGGAGAAAGCACGCUGAGUGGAUCAGGAAUCCUGAGCACGGCCUCUCCGAUAUACAAUCCCGAUAUUCCAGAAUUCGAAAAUCCCGCGACUUUGAUCAUGAGUCUACUCGACCCAAGCGAGACUGUUGCGAUGUGUUGUCCAAGGUUCGUCCAGAAAAAGAGUCCAUGGAUUAGCGAAUAG
Penicillium longicatenatum is the source of this 507-nucleotide messenger RNA. RefSeq lists its product as uncharacterized. The transcript has a single exon. The record is from RefSeq and is a predicted model, not a curated record. The coding region runs from base 1 to 507 and encodes 168 amino acids. Lineage: Eukaryota; Fungi; Ascomycota; Eurotiomycetes; Eurotiales; Aspergillaceae.